CUCACAGGUGAUGCACUCGAGACUCAUUGUAUCAGUGAGCCAACUGCAAUGAAACCUGAUGACAAGCCAUUUCCAACGAUGUUCACCACCGACUUAGAAGAAGACAACGAGACCAGUCCGCCUGAUGGCCACCGCCCUGAAGUAGUAGUAGAUCUCUCCCGAAGAGAUCUACUGCACCAUGCUGGUCCUGGAGAAGGUCCUCUUGUUGACCUUCCGCCGACCCCCGGAAUCCUGGCCACUCCGGGUCACCAGAAUGCCAGUUGCCAUGCCAAUGAAACACCAGGUCCUGCUAGCACAAAAGCGGAACAAUCUCCUGCAGCCACAGAAGUCCAGAAGCCUGAAGCCUUCCUGCCCGGAAUGGUGGCAACUCCGGGAUACCAGAAUGCCACCCAUUACGCUGACCACACUGUUGGUGGCAGCUUGCCUGAACCGAAAGUAACCACUGCAUCCAUGGAGUUUGUGAAGCCGAAAUCAUCAAGCACCACUGCCCGUGGUGGUGAUGCCCCAGCCCUGCCACCCGGAAUUCUGGCAACUCCGGGAUACCAGAAUGCCAGCAAUGUUUCCAAGACAAGUGAUGGUCCUUUGCCUGGUGAGAUUACUCAAGAUGAUCUGAACAUGCCUAUGGACGGAUACCAAGAGCAUCACGCCCAUGAACAAGGUACUAGUCUGCCGACCCCCGGAAUGAUGGCAACUCCGGGACACCAUAAUGCCAUCCCUGGCGAAGUUGCACAGACCGACUUUCAGGCAUGUGACAUUGGUAGACACCGACUUGAUACACCAGCUUUAGGCAUUGCCAGGCCGUCCCAGAGCCCAUUACUGCUUCAAGCAGGUCACACCGAUGCUGAGCUGAAGCCAACCAACCACAAAAGACCAGCCCCGCCUGCCUGUGACCAGAUUGGAGGAGUCAUGGGGUUUGAAACCCGCAAGAAGCCACGUUGCAACUCACGUACUGAAGGUUCAGGUGCUGUGCCACUGCCACCAAAGGUUCACAUACAAGACUGGAACACUGCCCAGUCUCGCACCGGGGUCUCCAGCGCAGACCAUUCCUUAACAGAUACAACUCAAAACACUCAAAAAAUGGUCUUGGUAACAACUGAGGAUGCGCCCAAGAGGGACCACAUCACCGAGCAGGCCAAAGCAGAAGGCCCCUCAGACACACUCCAGGUGUGGGUCAUGCAUGAACACGCACAAAUCCCUGUUGCAGUGAAGGUACCACUUGGUACAACACCCGCUGACCUCCAGAAAGCAGAAGAUGCACUCGCUGGAGAACAAGAUGUUACAUGCCCCCGCACAUGGGUAAACACGCACAUGCAUGCUCAGGAUCCUCUGCAAGGUGACCAGUUCAUCCAGCUCUCCAAGUUUCGACCAGGACAGCCCUGCAAAUUCAUGAAAGCAGAAAACUCACUGCCAGCCAUUGUGUUGCCAUGCACUCGGCGUGAAGCCCUGUGGCAACAACAAGGUUGGGUUGCCUCUGAUGAGAUGGAAUUUUACCUUCAGGUCAUUGCCCAGCAAGGACUUGCGGAUGUCAUGCCAGUCACGUCAUUUUGUAAUGAUGGAGCCGCACAUGAGGAAGCCGCAGUGUGGCUCCAUGACAUUUUCUACUAUUUGGAGGACCACCAGACGUGUAUCACAGCAUGUAUCAUCCAUCACCACUGGGUUCCUGUCAUGCUCCGACGUGAAAAGACCAUCUUCCAUAUGCACACAACUCCAGAGGGAUCACCGUUGAUGCCCGCAGCCCAAGAACUGGUGAAUUGGCAGAACAUGACCCUGAGGGUAGUCCAAAUCCAGUUGCCCCAAGCUUUCGCAGCCGAUUGUGGAUUCCAGGCUUUUGCAUGGUUGUUUGCACUCACACUCGAAAUACCAAUCGAAGCCUUCCCAGCAGAAAAAGCCGAGGGAUGGAGAAUAUGUUUUGCUGCUCACCUUUUGCAUGAAGACAGACAUCAUGAUGUCAUCAGCCAGUUGUCCUUGGGGGGCGCCCAACAUGACAAGCAGUUGCAAGAUCAGGUUACCACCCUCCUCCUUGAUCAUGGAGUUUGGCCUGACCGAGCAAAUGAAAGAGCCCAACAGGUAUUGGCCAAGAUCAACCACAACACCUUGCGGACCAUUCUCGGUUCCAACAAAGCAUGGCCGGAACUCAAGGCAGCUGCAAAUCAUGUUUCGCCCAUACUCAAGUUGAUUAUGCCGGAUGAACUCCAAGCACAGAUUGAUGCUAGAGCACACAAGAAGCAAAAGUAUGGCAAGAAAAACGCCUCCAACCAGAGACAUGGUAGCACCAAAACCACCGAACCACCAGCCAUCAAUGCCGCUGAACUUCAGGUGCCCCAUGGAGUUUCUGCGCAACAGGAUGGUCACAUUCUCGGCCCUGUGCGGCCUCUGGACAUUGGACCGAAUUCCAAAGGCAUCGUUUUGGUUGACCAAGCUGACUCAUUGGCCCUGCGGAAGAUGCAAGCUCCUGUCACUCACCAAGGACUGGCCAUGAUUGUCUUGGCUACCAAAGCAAAUGCUGAUGCCCAUGACAUUGAUCCCACAAGGUUCCCGGCCAUUUGCGUCAAAACAGAGGAGCCUAUCAUUGUGUCAGGAUAUGUCUACCAGCUUGGUGCCUUAGAAGUCCGUAGACAUGAGCCAGCAGAAAAGUUAGCUGUCGAACAGAUUGCCACAGAAGCCGUGCGUUGCAUGGUCUUUCGAGACCAGGUCGGCCCACUUUGGGACACAAUGCAGAAGCAACCUGUCAAAACCAUUUUUGGCCAGGAACGCAUUUUGCAGGGAUCAGAAGAAACAAAGUCACCGAUCAUCGAUGUCUGGGACCGCCAAUGGCUGACAAAACGUUUUGAAAAGGCAAAGCCUGCCAAUACCGACAUGUUUGCUUUCACCUUCCGUAUGGCAUCAGACCGAUAUGAAGAGUUGCUAGCAGCCAGCAGCAACAACGGGAUCUACUAUGAGCCAAGAAGCCAGUGUGGCCGCAAACAAAAUGACACAGAUCAUGUGACUUGGCUGCCAGGCAUGAAUUUCCAAGAGGCGAAGUACGCCCAACAGACUGCACCACAGGCGACCAGCCUGUGCAGACAUGGAGACCGCUAUGGGCUACGAUCAGAUGCCAUGAACGCCCAGACAGUACACGACAAGUUUCGUCCAGAGACCCCCUUGCUCCUUGGGUCCAAGACCUUUUAUACCAUCGGACCGCUUCCAUUUUCCACCACAAAAGAAGGAGCAGCCAAGCUCCUAAGAGCCUGGAAAUGGGAUGCACGCCCCCUUCAACCGAAAGGGAGGACGCCAGACUCCAAUGGUAUCCAAUGGGCAAUUCAAGCGGUUGAAGACCCAGCUUUUUGGAUCUACUCCCUGCAGCAUGGUGAUGUUCUCAUUACCAAACAGCAGCAGACCAAGCCAACCGCGCCCACUGGACAGUUUGCGGUGAUUGCUAGCAAGAAAACCCUGGAGCACUUGGGAUCCCAAGACCCAUGGCUCCAGAAUGAUCCAUGGCAACGACCGCCUGCUGCGGUGCCCACAUCCAGUCAUAUGCCAGUGACUCAAUCAAGCCUGUCAACACCGCAAUUGGCCGCCCUCGAAGCAAGUCUGGAACGCAAAAUCAUGAACAGCCUUCAAGCAAAGAUGCCUGAUGGAGAUGCUUCCAUGGAGCCCAGCGCCCUUGAGGAUCGAGUACAACACCUGGAAAAGCAGCUCAGCCAAGUCCAGGUUUCGCAAACUGGCCUGGAAAACAGAGUAGGCCAAAUCCAGACUCAGAUCGAGCACCAAGGCAUCAUGUUUGGUCAAGCCCUUGACCAUAAACUUGCUGAACAGAUGGACAAGAUUGAAAGCUUGUUAACCAAGCGAUCUCGCUUGGAGUCCAAAGCCAAAGACCUUCAUGAUUUGCCCAAAGGUUUGUACACAGUUCAAGCAGACACACCGGAGUUGCAGUAUUGUCUGCUUUUCCAUGCAGACAGCUCCAGCACCAUUGGACAGCUGCAGAAUUUGACACCGGGCGUCGCGCCACCACAGCAGAAGUUCACUGGACUAAUGCCCAAGUUGCGCCGGUCAAACCCAACAGAAGAGGAGAUGUCCAAUCAACGUUGGGCACAUGCUCAUUACAGCACAGCCGUUGGACCAAACAAGUGCGCAGACUGCAGCACCUGUCACGUUGCCUUGGGGCCACGCCAGCACAGCCGAGGUUUUUGUCUGUGGUGGGCGGACACGCCCAAACAAUUCCUCGACACGCCAGAUGUCAUCCCUUUGCAGAUCCCAGAACUUGACCAAGCUCUGGCUAUCUUUACUGAGUUUCUUGCCCAUUACCGCCAGUUGGAAAGAAACCUGUCAAGCGCCAAACUUGACCAUGCACUCCAACGGAGGGCCCAGGACCCCAACCUUAUUUUUAAGGAUGUCCAGCGAGAACCAGCUGAACCGGUUCAAACCUUAAUUGUACAGCACACAGUUGAGGUGAACCAAAUCCAGCAAGUAGGAACUGACUCUAUCCUUGAGCUUGCCCAGCCCCUGCCGCAUGCAAUUGACAGCAUCACUAUCAAUGCAGUGCCAGUUCAGGUUAACAUUAACAGCCAGACAGAGCUAGUAGUGCCAAAUGCCUGCAUCAGCUUGGAUGCGUCAGUGGUAGCGGAAAAACUUGAAGGUGAUGCGGUUGCCAUUAUCCAAAAGUUCAAUGAAGAGUGGGCACCCAGAUGGCUCAAACCAGACCAUGAACAGCCUGACAAAUGGACCACCAUCACCAGUUUUAUGAAAGCAGCAGUUCCUUCACGCAAAAUCGAAUUUCCUGCUAUCACACUUGAAGAGUGGAGAAAGGAAACCAAGAGAAAGAAAAGAACAGCAGCAGUUGGCCCAGACGGAGUCUCCAGAGAAGACUUGCUCCGUGUUCCAGAUGCGGUCAUUCGAGACCUUUUAGCCAUGAUCGAAGCCAUUGAACAAGGAGCUGCCUGGCCAAGCCAGGCAGUCACAGGUAUGAUCGCAGCUUUAGCCAAGGUAAUUGAACAUGCACAUGCCACUGACUUGGAAGUUGCAGGUUGUGUCAUCGACAUCGUCAAAUGCUUCAAUGCACUGCCUAGACAGCCCCUGCUGGACAUAGCAGAACAUAUCGGCAUUCCCCCCUGCGUGUUAAAGCCCUGGGGCACUGCACUGACCAUGUUUCAACGCAGGUUCCAGGUCAGAGGUUGCACAGGUGAAGCCCUGCCUAGCAAUUGUAGUUUCCCUGAAGGUUGUGGCCUUUCCACCGUGGCCAUGGCUGUUUGUAACUUGACCAGUGAUGUAUGGAUGUACCACCGUAACCCUUCAAUUCAGUGUUGGAACUAUGUUGACAACAUCGAGACCCUGACUGACUCAGCACAUGAAGCUUGCGAAUCAGAAGAGUUGCUCACACAGUUCUGCGAAUUGAUGGACUUGGAAGUCGACGCUAGCAAAAGCUAUUGUUGGUCCAACACAGCUACAGGCCGCAAGACCAUCAGAGACUUUGCGCACAACAGCAAACUCUAUGCACGUGACCUUGGAGGACACAUGAGCUACGGGCGCCUUCGCACAAACAAAACCAUCACCCAGAAGAUGGAUUCCUUGCAGCAGUUUUGGCACAGAGCAGCGCGCAGCUGCGCUCCAGCAUCACAGAAACAAAGAGCCAUCCUGACGGCAGCCUGGCCCAACCUGUUUUAUGGCAUUAGCACUGUCACCAUAGGUAACUGCCACUAUGAACGGUUGCGCACUUUGGCAGCCAAAGCACUUGGAGCCACCCAGGCGGGAGUUAACCCCCUGCUGCAUUUGUCAUGUGUUUGCAAACCCAAAGUUGACCCCGAGUUCUACUGCCUUUUCCACACAGUCAUGUCGUUUCGUGAAUGCCAUGUGCAAGAACUGGCACAACAGACCAUCCAAGCCACCAUGGAAGGUCAUUGCACGAGCCAAGGACCAUGUUCCAGCCUGUUGCAGUGCUUGUUUAAGAUUGCGUGGUCAUGGGAACAUCAUGGACAGUGGAGAGACCAGAAUCAUGAUGCAGUAGACUUGGUUACAAUCCCAAAGCUGCAACUUGAAGAACGUUUGAGACAAGCAUGGCAAACUCGUGUCAUGGCCAUCCUUGAAGAUCUGAGAAAGACCAUGAAAGGAGCUAGUGAAGCAGACGUACAACUUACACAGGAAUGCUUGACCAGCCUUCCCAAUGACCACCAAGGGGUGAUGCGCUGCGCCCUUAAUGGGACACAGUUCACCAAUGACGCCCUGGCCAAUGCGAAUGUUGUCAUGGAUCCCACCUGUAAAUUUUGUGACCAGCGAGACAGCCCUUUCCACAGACACUGGCAGUGCAAGUUUUUUGAGGAUGUUAGGCAACAGUUUCCUGACCUUGCUUGCCUCAGGCAUACAGAGGCACUAUGCCUACUGAACCAUGGCUGGCUGCCUAGCUCCCAGCAUUUACUGCCUUUCCAGCGGGAACUAGACAAGAUCCCAGAUACCACCAGAGAGUUUUUCCUUCCAACCGAAGUGCAGCCUAUGGUUUUUCAUGACCUCUUCCUUGACGGCAGUUGCGUGACCCCUAACGACUGCUACCUGCGGGUCGCCACAUGGGGUGUAGUAGUUUGGACAGUUGAGGGUUAUGAACCAUUGGCCAAUGGCGGAGUUCCCGGGAGGCCUCACAUUUCCCAGGUCUUUAAGGUCCAAGCGCACACGGACCCACAAGCACAAGAGACACCGCUGGAUACGUGGGCCACCCUAGGUAACCAAGCUGCAGAUUUUUGCGCCGCAGCUGCCCGUGCGAAUUUACCUGCCGCUUUGUGGUUGACAAGGGAAGCCCUGACGACUGAUUUGCUCAGAUGGCGGAAGCUGGGACGUCAGCUCCACAGUAUGUUUGUUGCUAUCGCAGUGAAAGCGCAGCAAGCCAAAGCAAUGCCAGAAGCGAACAUGAUCCACCCUGUAGGUCCUGGACACCCAGAAGAACCAGAAGCAGACAGCGCCUUGCAGACACUAGCUAGCAUGUCGGUAGCAGACCUCCCAGCCAAAUACCAAAUCCCAGCAGCUGAACCGAUGCUGCGAUGGCUCAAACAUGUUUGCCCACCUGAGAAGCCUGCUCAAUGGGUCAGUUUUCACCA
Cladocopium goreaui is the source of this 7058-nucleotide messenger RNA. The record is from the annotation of a GenBank genome assembly. Lineage: Eukaryota; Dinophyceae; Suessiales; Symbiodiniaceae.